Messenger RNA from Dictyostelium purpureum, 435 nucleotides. RefSeq lists its product as uncharacterized. The transcript is spliced from 2 exons. The coding region runs from base 1 to 435 and encodes 144 amino acids. The record is from RefSeq and is a predicted model, not a curated record. Lineage: Eukaryota; Evosea; Eumycetozoa; Dictyosteliales; Dictyosteliaceae.
AUGUAUAAUAGAAACAUAAUAUUACUUUCAGUUUUAUUUAUAAUUUUACUUCAAUUUUCAAAAUCACAACAAAUAGAUAAAUCAAACUAUAUAGAAAAUAAUUAUCUAUCUUUAUCAUCAUCUUCAAGUAGUGAUGAUUCAAGUUCAAGCGAUGGUUGGGUAGAACCACCUGCAUGCGGAGAUCUCACCCUUUGUUUAUUCACAGAAAUAAACUAUAAAGGAUUUCAAUACGAAUUUUCAAUAUAUGAUGGAUAUGUAAAUUUACCUGACCAAAUUAAAAGAAAUAUUACAUCAUUUGUAUCAAAUGCUAAAGUUUGUUUUAUUUCAUUUAGUCCAAAUUUUAACACACAACAAAUCAGUUUUGGUGAAUUUUUAUCAAACUAUUAUAUAAUUUUUGGAAACUCGGUUGAUAGUAUAAAAUCAGGAGAGUGCUAA